AUGUUAUCCAUAAACAAAAAUGAAGUUAUUGAAGGUUCCAGCGUUUCCCACACUGAUGCCACACCUCUACCGUCAGAAGACCAGGCUAUUGACAUUGACUAUACUGCAGGGCCAUCUUCAAAGCGGCCAAAGAUUCAACGAUCAAUAAAAAAUAGCUUUGAAGAAAUUGUUUCUAAUACAUCUACUACUGGUGAUAAAGCAAGAAAAAUUAAUAACACCAUUUUAUAUUUCAAUUAUAAAGACAAUCAGCUGUUUUCUUUGGUAGAUGAUGAAGGUUUCAAACAUCUUCUUAAAGAGACUGCUCCUUACUAUAACAUACCAAGUACAAGUACCACUACAUGGUUGCUUGAUGAGAAAUAUGAUGUCUUGUCAACUUUAUUGAAAUCAAAAAUUUGUAGUGUUGAACAUGUGACUUUGACCAGUGAUAUUUGGUCAGACAUGCAGAUGCGUAGUUUUUUAGAUGUAACUGCUCUUGUUGAACUAGGCACGGAGUUUCAAUCAGUUACAUUGGGAUUUUACCAUCUGGAUCAACGACAUACGUCUGAAUAUAUAGCAGCCGUUCCUAGUAGGAACUGCCCGAAAAGUCGAGAGAAAGAAAAUACAAAAUCGACAAGACAAACCAAACUCUAUAAAUACUGGCUAAGCAAUAGGUUUAGUAGACUCACUGAAGAGUCAGAAAAACAAACUAUGGAAAUACCAGAUGAUAGCACCAAAAAAGAACGCAAACCUCCACCAAUAUGUACCACUGGAGUAGAAAAUAUAAAUUUCCUCAUAGCACUGUUAGAUGCAGAAAUUGCAGGCAAAUGCAGUAUAAAAGAGUAA
This is a messenger RNA of Diabrotica balteata, 822 nucleotides long. The record is from the annotation of a GenBank genome assembly. Lineage: Eukaryota; Metazoa; Arthropoda; Insecta; Coleoptera; Chrysomelidae.